Molecule: messenger RNA, 657 nt
Organism: Aplysia californica (California sea hare)
Lineage: Eukaryota; Metazoa; Mollusca; Gastropoda; Aplysiida; Aplysiidae
Product: ras-related protein Rab-13
Molecular function (GO): GTP binding; GTPase activity
Source: RefSeq, a predicted model, not a curated record
GUGACGUAGGAGGCUGUCAAACACACACUGUAAAACAGCUGAUCGGUACGGGGUUUCUCGCAUUCGCCGGCUGGUUUCCUCCACCCGUACGUCAGACGAUAGAGCCACUGAUUUCUUCCGUCUCACAAAGCAAGCCCUUGUGUCUAAAGAACAGUAGUAACAUUUUAACAGUUUUGACUUCUUCAAAGUUUCACACGCUUGUGGAUUACAGCUUAACCCAACUGACGUCAUCAUUGUUGUCGUGUUAGUGUUACCGACUCGAGCAAGACGUUAUUCUCCAGCAGACCCCUCCGGUAAUGCAAACAUGCGUGGGACGUUAUACUAAACGUAUAACAAAAUCAACAUUUACUUGCAAGUUCUUCAAAACAUCGACGACGAACUUGCUGGUCUACCUCUAUAGUUUCAAAACGUGAUGUUCAACAAAGGCCACUAACGACACUAACGUGGUUAGUUGAGAAAACAGAAGACGGUCUCGUGUCUUCACCAAGCACUUUACAGAACAGGACACAGACACAGCUUCACGCUGUAAUCAAGGACCAACUUCUCCCAGAGCCUGAGAAAAUCAGCAAGUAAACUAUUGACUGUCAUCAUGGUCGUCUUUCUUGAAACCUGUGGCACUCACAAACCAGCUGCAAAUCGGGAUGAAAGUUCGAGACG